AUGCGCGGCCGCCUGCCGGGGCCAGAGCCCGUUCCCGGGCAGGUUGUCUCCUACAGCCUGGCCGGUGGCCUUAAAAAGGAUCAGUUACAGCCUGCUCAGCCUAGCCUAAGGCAUGAGGUGAACAGUCAUGAUGAGGAUGGAAAUGAACUACAGACAACACCAGAGUUCAGAGCACAUGUUGCAAAGAAACUGGGAGCAAUGCUAGACAGUUUCAUCACGGUCUUGAAGGACUCAUCAGGAGCUUCACAAACGUCUGUGCAACAGUCUGACUCUGCAGAUGAUGGUUUUCGCCUCUUCUCUUCCUCUGUCCCAGGAGACUGUGGGAAAUCGGAGCCUUGCCCUGCAGCAAGGAGACAGCCGUCUAGCUCCAGUGAUACGGACAGCGACCAAGAGUGGCAAAAGUACCAGGAGGCGGCUGUGUCAGCCGCAGACAUUCUGAAGCAAAGUGCUUUUCCUGCAUUGUCCCAGGUUUCCAGCCGGGAUCAGAGUCAGGGUUAUGUAGAGCACAGACAGAAAAAGAAGAAGAAAAAGAAAAUUAGGGGAGAGAACAAUAUUCAAGAGAAAAUAAUAGACCCAGCAGAGUGUGACCAGAUCAGCAAAGAUUUGCCACAGUUGGUGUCUGCAAAUGGACAGCAUGAGAGACAGGACAGCAAUUGUACAGAGAACUCAGUGUUGCCAGGAGUUGUGAAGAAGAAAAAGAAGAAGAAAAAAAGAGAAUGA
Balearica regulorum gibbericeps (East African grey crowned-crane) is the source of this 720-nucleotide messenger RNA. NCBI's taxonomy places the organism in Eukaryota, Metazoa, Chordata, Aves, Gruiformes, Gruidae. The record is from RefSeq and is a predicted model, not a curated record.